Molecule: messenger RNA, 978 nt
Organism: Babesia sp. Xinjiang
Lineage: Eukaryota; Apicomplexa; Aconoidasida; Piroplasmida; Babesiidae
Exons: 8
Coding region: 1-978 (325 amino acids)
Biological process (GO): DNA strand invasion; reciprocal meiotic recombination; telomere maintenance
Cellular component (GO): Rad51B-Rad51C-Rad51D-XRCC2 complex; replication fork; centrosome
Molecular function (GO): single-stranded DNA binding; four-way junction DNA binding; ATP-dependent activity, acting on DNA
Source: RefSeq, a predicted model, not a curated record
AUGACGCCAUGGAUGUACAACUUCACUGCCAGGAGUGAAGCUGCUAUACGAUUUAUAGAAGGCUACAGCGCGGAGGCACUGGCUACUCUCAAAGAUAAAAGAUGUAUUCCCACUCAGUGUGACGGAUUAAAUGAGCUACUAGACGGCGGAAUCAGUACCCAGGAGGUUCUGGAACUCAUAGAAUAUCAUCAUGGUCAUACUGGAGAGGUUAUCAUGCAUAUGAUCGUCCAUCAUCUCCAUAAUGACCGCAAUGCGCAGGCAGUUAUAGUCACAUCUAAUGGAGUGCAAAAUUCAAACAGUAUAUAUCGAGUCGCACAUAGUUAUCUAGAAUCAUACGGCACAGAGGGCGGUCAGAUCAGCGACCUUGAUGAAGCGGCUUUCCAUAUCAUGGCUCGGGUUUUUAUUGUACAGUGUACAGAUAUAAAACAACUGAAUAUAACAUUGGAUAACAUCUCAAAAGGGUUGUUUACCGGCACAGAUGCACAGCAGAAAAGAACGCCGAGGGAAAGUGUACCACAAGAUGUGACUACGUCUAUCGCAGAAAAACAAGGACCUAACACCAGGGUACAACUACCGGGAAAACACCUGGAUAUAGUGGCAAUACACACCUUAUCAUCUAUCAUAGAAGAUUCGAAGCAUAGCGAUGCUUGGCAGGGGAUGCCCACCGUAUGCCGUCAGCUACGUACGGUAGCGCGUAGAUUGAACGCGGCAGUGAUAGUUUCUAAUGUACACGAUACUAUCUCUAGGUUGAGAAGUCUUACCGCGAAUUACGAACCAGAACGACGUAAAACUGGCAUCGUCGAAGUGUUCAUAGCUUCGCCAAGGUGGCACGCUACCGUUGAUAAAAGGAUAUACCUAAUUGUGAAAUACGGAAAUAAAAAAGCAAAUCGAGCUACAUUAAUGGCACAACUUACCAAGAGUAGCCAGAGACCUAAUGAAGUGGCAUGUCAUAUCGAGUUAACUGACAAAGGUAUUUGA